AUGUCCUCAGAAGACAAUCAGCAGUUUGAAAUGGACCGAGACAGCCCGGAGCUUCAAAUUCGCCAGGAUACUGCCGUCAUUGAAAUCGUCGCCUUUUCCGUCGAAGCAGUAAGACGCGUCCUCAGUCAAAUAAAACCUGAUAAGUCUCCCGGACCCAACGGAAUUCCCGGGCUAAUACUUAAGCAGCUAGCAACGGAGCUGUCGAAGGCUCUUUCGACUCUCUUUGAGUUGUCAAUGAGAACAGGAUGGUUGCCAUCACAGUGGAAGACAGCCAACCUCGUUCCCCUACAUAGGGCAGGUAGCAGGAUGACAUUAAGCACAUUCAGGUUUAUUAGCUUAACUGGCCUUCCUUGCAAAACGAUGGAAGCUCUAGUAAAGAGCGUUAUGCAGCAGUUUUGUGAAGAAAAUAACAUCUUGCAGGAUUUUCAACAUGGCUUCCGGAGAGAAAGUUUCUGCUUCUCAAAUCUGCUAGCUUGUCUGGAGAUCUGGACCAAGGCUCUAGAAAAGGGUUUUGAGGUCGAUGUCGUGUACAUCGAUUUCCGCAAAGCUUUCGAUACCAUUCCGCACCGACGUCUUCUUCACAAAUUGAGCGCCAUCGGCAUCCGGGGAGAUCUUCUGAACCGGAUUAGGGCAUUUCUGUUCGGUCGGAAACAACGCGUCUGUAUCGGAGAUGAUAUGUCUGAAUGGGUGAACAUGACCAGUGGUGUGCCUCAAGGCUCAGUUCUGGGACCAUUGCUCUUUACGCUUUAUGUUAAUGACAGCCUUCAGGAACUCGACUGUGGCAAAAUAAUGUUUGCGAACGACGUUAAGCUCUAG
Spirometra erinaceieuropaei is the source of this 816-nucleotide messenger RNA. Lineage: Eukaryota; Metazoa; Platyhelminthes; Cestoda; Diphyllobothriidea; Diphyllobothriidae. The record is from the annotation of a GenBank genome assembly.